AUGGAGACGGUGGAGGAGGACGUGGAGGAGUACAGCUGGAGGGAGGUGGUGCUGCCGCGCCUCAUCCCGGUGGUGCCCCACGCCGCGCCGGAGCUCGAGCGCGAGACCGGGGAGCGCCGCCGCGGCAGGGACCUGCUCGUCGCCGUCGACUUCGGCCCCAACUCCAGGCACGCCUUCCGCUGGGCGCUCGCCCACCUCGCGCGCAUCGCCGACACCCUCCACCUCGUCCACGCCGUCUCCAGUGUGCAAAAUGAUCUGGUAUACAACAAGAGCCAGGAACUGAUGGAUGAGUUGGCCGUCGAGGCAUUCAAGGAGUCACUGGUCCAUACCAAGGCACGGAUUGUUGAAGGGGAUGCUGGAAAGGUUAUUUGCCGAGAAGCAGAGCGAUUGAAGCCAGCAGCCGUCAUUAUUGGCACACGUGGUCGAAGUCUUAUUCAGAGUGUGUUGCAGGGAAGUGUCAGUGAGUAUUGCUUCCACAACUGUAAAGCAGCACCAGUUAUCAUUGUCCCAGGCAAAGAAGCUGGUGAACAGUCUGUGCUUUGA
Molecule: messenger RNA, 543 nt
Organism: Triticum turgidum subsp. durum (durum wheat)
Lineage: Eukaryota; Viridiplantae; Streptophyta; Magnoliopsida; Poales; Poaceae
Source: the annotation of a GenBank genome assembly